This is a messenger RNA of Parasteatoda tepidariorum (common house spider), 890 nucleotides long. The record is from RefSeq and is a predicted model, not a curated record. Lineage: Eukaryota; Metazoa; Arthropoda; Arachnida; Araneae; Theridiidae.
AGUUCACAAGCGAUGAUGAAAUCAAACAAGAAAUGACAUUCUGGCUCAAUUCCUUGGUGGUAGCUUCGGGAUUGGAAAACUGGUCCAAAAUUAGAAUAAGUGCUUUGACAGGUCUGGUGACAGUAGUGAAAAAUGGAAGGACUUGCUUUGGUUGGGUCACUGACAAGAAGUUUCUCUCGGAAAGUACAUUCAUUAUGAUUUUGUAUUUACUUCAGGGAUUUUUCAUGCUUCUGUUUCCUGUCUCAAAUCUGUUUUACGUAUUUAUGUUAAAUUUAUUUAUAUAUGGAAUGGCUACCGGAAGUGGUAUGGUCCUCUUUCCUGUUAUACUUUACAAGUUUGUUCACCACGACAUACAGAGUUUGGCCAUUGGAGGAGCAGGAUUCAUGGCUGGAUUUCUAACAUUAGUCAUGCCAUUAAUGAUGGGUCAUUUUAGAGACAAUGCGGGCUCUUAUGACGAGCUAUUUUUGCUUCUGGGAGGAAUUAAUAUUUUUGCAGGAUUAUUAUUCUUCAUUGUUCCACUGACAAUGCCAUUGUGUUACACUCAAAGAGAACUGGAAGAUCUAUUUGGCACGGAAAAUAUGGAAUGAUGGAGAGAAACCACCAUCAAGAAGAAACAAUGUUAUGGCAUGCAAUUAAUAUGAGCUGUUGUAUAUUGAGGGAAUUAACAGAGAUUAAGAAUUUCGAUACAAGACAAAUUCAGUUAUUUGAUUGUAAUGGUUAAAAUAUAAGAAUUAAUUCAAAGAAAAGUAAAUAAUACUAACCAAUUCAAAGAAAUAAUUUUAUUUUAAAAUGUUAAACGUAUUAUGCAAAAUCAAUAAAUUUUUUUAUUUUAUAGAUCAUUAUGUACCUUAUCUUUUUAAAAUGGUUAAGUUUAAUCGUUACUUGGGUUU